Messenger RNA from Eimeria maxima, 1584 nucleotides. RefSeq names its product U2 snRNP auxiliary factor or splicing facotr, putative. Lineage: Eukaryota; Apicomplexa; Conoidasida; Eucoccidiorida; Eimeriidae. Gene Ontology annotation, biological process: mRNA processing. Gene Ontology annotation, molecular function: pre-mRNA 3'-splice site binding; poly-pyrimidine tract binding. Bases 1 to 1584 code for a protein of 527 amino acids. Gene Ontology annotation, cellular component: U2-type prespliceosome; U2AF complex; nuclear speck. The transcript has 10 exons. The record is from RefSeq and is a predicted model, not a curated record.
AUGCCGCCACAGGCGGCGAGUGACGAUGCUCCGGAGAAGAAGAGCCGCAGCAGGUCCCGCAGCACGGAAGCUAGGUUAGGGGGAGAAUCGGGAGACAAUGGUGACGGCAGUUCGGACUCAGCUGCCGUUGUUGCGGCAGCAGCAGCUGCUGCUGCCCGUGCUGCUGCGGCACGGAAAGCAGCAGCAGAUGAUGUGAACUCAACCUUAACCCGGCUUAUGCCGGCAGCAAGCAAAGUGAGGACGACUUACGCUCCCGUUAUGGCUCCUCAGGACGCUGCCGCGGCAGCAGCAGCUGCAGCAGAUGCUCGCACCAAGCUAGCACAGAGUCUAAAUGCAAUGUUCCAGCCGCCUCCCCCUUCUUCUCCACCGCCUGCUGCUCAACCAGGAGCGAAUGCGGGCGCCCCACUCCCACCCCCGGGAGCACCGCCAAAUGCCCUAGCGCCGCAACCCUCGGCUCGUGCAACCGUGCACUCUGAGUCCGAUCGCAUUGCGCGUCGUCUAUUUAUCAACAACAUCCCACCCGGAACAACUGAGGCCGACAUGUGUGGCUUCUUUAAUGGCGCUUUACUGGCGGUCAACGCGCAAACAGGUUUUACUGACCUGACUACUGCGAGUGACAAGCCACAUCUGCUGCCAGUGGAAAGGUGUGAGGGCCUCCAAGAGAAUGGCCGGUACUGUUUUAUAGACUUAAGGUCUCAUGAGUGGGUGGUUCUCUGCCUCAAGCUAGACGGCAUUACUUUCAAUAAUAAUUCUCUUCGGAUCAUGCGGCCCAAAGAAUAUGUACAGCCUCCCGGUGGCGACCCCGCAAAGACAGUCCACAUUCCAGAACUUGAAAGGAACCCAAGACCCCAAGAGAACGAAGUUCGCGCAACGGCACCUCCACGAAGUGCGGACUGCAAGCUGUACAUCCAGAACUUGCCGCAGGAGAUGGGAGAAGACCAGGUGCGCGAUUUGCUCGAACAGUUUGGAAAACUUCGAGUCCUUAACCUGAUUAAGAACAGGCAAACUGGGAAGCACCGUGGUUACGGCUUCUUCGAGUACGAAGACCCGGACGUAACGGAUCAGGCCAUAGAAUCUCUAAACGGGUUCGUCUGUGGCGCCGCCGUGCUCAGUGUCCAGCGGUCGAACUUCAUGCCCGACUUACUACCGAUCAAACAGCACACGACAGAGGUCACUUCUCUUCCGUCUUCCACUUCGUAUGCAGUACUUUCGGACCCAGUUGUCGCCAUCCAGGUUCGGGCUGGGCGAGCCAUAGGCGAGAAACCUUCGCGCGUUGUUCAACUCCUGAAUACGAUUUACCCCGAAGACGUGAUGACAGACGCGAGCCACGAAGCAGCAGUUAAAGACAUCCGUUCCGAGGCAGAGAAGUAUGGGCCUCUAGAGGAGGUUGUCAUUCCACGACCGAAUGCAGAUUUGUCGUACAAGCCAGGAGUGGGGAAGGUGUUCUUGGUUUAUGCGGACCUCACAUCUGCUCGGAGGGCGCAGUACAUGCUGAAUGGUCGACGUUUUGACCAGACUCGUGUUGUUUGCGCGGCGUUCUUCCCGGAACAAAGGUUUAAGGAAGGCCACUACACGUUGACGUGA